Messenger RNA from Penicillium antarcticum, 300 nucleotides. RefSeq lists its product as uncharacterized. NCBI's taxonomy places the organism in Eukaryota, Fungi, Ascomycota, Eurotiomycetes, Eurotiales, Aspergillaceae. The record is from RefSeq and is a predicted model, not a curated record. The transcript has 2 exons. Bases 1 to 300 code for a protein of 99 amino acids.
AUGCUUGUACUUUGGACCGAUCCCGCUAUUAGCCUAUCGAGGCGCGAGGCAGAACAGGAGAACGAUGCUAUGCUAGCCCGGCUUGAGAAAGUACUUAUCCGAGCGGAUGAACUCUAUCGCACACUUGCUCAACAGGGAUAUCAAGCAAAGGAAUCAGGUGGGGUUCUCGAAGAGGGUGACUGGGAUCAUAACCGGGGUGCUGAAUCCCGCGUCUGGCGUAGUAUUGAGCCACAACUAGGCUAUUGGAUUCGAACAAGCUUCUUUGAUAUGUUUGAAAGGAGGAAUAUGGAAUUUGUGUGA